AUCUAUCCUCUGCUUGUGGUCGGCCCUUUGGCUCAAACUAUUGUCCCUUAUCAGCCACACUACGCCGCUGUCAAAAUCUGGUUUGGCGCGAUCAUGCUGCAAGGUGCUGGAUGGUGUGUCGCUCUCAUGAUGUACGCCAUGUACACACAGAGGUUGAUGGUCAGCGCAUUGCCAGACCCGCCCACUAGACCUGGCAUGUUUGUGAGUGUAGGGCCAGCUGGCUACACUGCGCAUGCCCUCAUCUCCCUUGGUCGGCAAGCUCCCAAAGUAUUCGGUGACACUGAACUGUUUGGUAUCACUUCCCUUCCGAUGGGAGACGUGAUCAAAGUCAUUGGUAUCCUGGCAGGAUUCUUCGUGAUCUUGUUCUCUUUCUGGUUCUUCUGCGUCUCUUUAGUCUCAGUUCUUGCCGGAAUCAAGAAAAUGUCAUUCACCUUAAACUGGUGGGCAUUCGUCUUUCCCAACGCUGGUCUUACACUUGCUUCGAUCCAGACUGGAACUGCUCUGGAAAGCGCGAGUAUCAACGGUGUAUGCAGUGCACUGACUGUUGGGCUGGUCAUUAUGUGGAUCGUCUGCGCAUUUGCAAACAUUCGAGCUGUGUGGAUUGGGGAGAUCAUGUGGCCCGGAAAGGAUGAGGAUAAGACGGACAACGGUAUCAGUGGGGAGCACAUAUUGUAUAACGAGGCUACCGAGUUGAGGGCCCUGGACUAUUCAUAA
Molecule: messenger RNA, 714 nt
Organism: Aureobasidium melanogenum CBS 110374
Lineage: Eukaryota; Fungi; Ascomycota; Dothideomycetes; Dothideales; Saccotheciaceae
Exons: 1
Biological process (GO): malate transmembrane transport
Cellular component (GO): membrane
Molecular function (GO): malate transmembrane transporter activity
Source: RefSeq, a predicted model, not a curated record